UUUCUAAAUUUCUACAUUCCUCGCCUGGCUCACUGUGUGCUGCAGAGUCAAGUAACGGGAAAUAGGGGUUUUAUUCCCAGAUAUUCGGCACCAUCUGGCAUCCUGGGGAAUAGGACUGGCUGUCGCUGAGCUUCCCCACGGAGCAAGCGGCCAAAGAGGGAAAGUUGCCUGCAAACAGCUGGGCAGGGACGGCCCGUCCAUUCCAGGCCGCUCAGCGCCCCCAGGGCUCGGCCCCGGCUUCUGGGAGCAGCCGCCUCGCAGAGACCAGCGAGUGAAGGCAGCUGACAGACGCGCACUCACCAGGGGACGGCGCCCAGGACUCACGGCGGGAUGGGGGCGCGGGCCGUCCUGGGCGUCACGCUGGCCGCGGCCUGUGCAGGAGCUUUCUUCGCAUCCAUCCUGAGACGAAAGGACCUCCUUGGGGGGGACACGGAGGCAUCUGGCGUCGCGGGCCUCGUGGAGGCGAGCAGGCUCCUGGUGGACGAGGCCAUUCACACCACGAUGAGAAGAAACCUCCACAAAAGGGGGAUCUUCUCCCCGUCGCAGCUUCUGUCUUUUUCCAAACUCCCGGAGCCCACAAGCCGCACGGCAUCCCGGGCGGCGGAGAUCAUGGCGACGGCGGUCCAGGAGGUGAAGAGAAGGGUUUGCCGCAGGCGAGACGCCGACCGGCUCCCCACAGACGUUUUAUCAGAAGAGCUCCUGAGCACAAUCGCAAACUUGUCGGGCUGCCUGCCCCACAUGCUGCCCCCCAGCUGUCCCCACACCUGCCUGGCCAACAAGUACCGGCUCAUCACCGGCGCCUGCAACAACAGAGACCACCCCAGGUGGGGCGCCUCCAACACAGCCCUGGCCAGGUGGCUGCCCCCCGCCUACGAGGACGGUGUCACGGAGCCCCGAGGCUGGAACCCCCACUUCCUGUACAACGGGUUCCCGCUGCCCCCGGUCCGGGAGGUGACCAGACAAGUCAUCCACGUUUCCAAUGAGGCUGUUACGGAGGACGGCCAGUAUUCUGACCUCCUGAUGGCGUGGGGGCAGUACAUCGACCACGACGUCGCCUUCACGCCGCAGAGCACCAGCAAGGCGGCCUUCGCGGGCGGAGCCGACUGCCAGCUGACCUGCGAGAACCGGAGUCCGUGCUUUCCCAUACAGCUCCCCACCAACGCCUCGGGGGCGGCCGGCGCCGCCUGUCUGCCCUUCUACCGCUCGUCGGCCGCCUGCGGCUCCGGCCGCCAAGGCGCUCUGGUCGGCAACCUGUCCUGGGCAGCCCCGCGCCAGCAGAUGAACGGGCUGACCUCGUUCCUGGACGCGUCCACCGUGUACGGCAGCUCCCCGGCCCAGGAGCAGAGGCUGCGGAACUGGACCAGCGCCGAGGGGCUGCUGCGGGUCAACACGCGCCACCGCGACGCCGGCCGCGCCUUCCUGCCCUUCGCGCCGCCGCCCGCGCCCCCCGCCUGCGCGCCCGAGCCGGGCACCCCCACCGCCCGCGCGCCCUGCUUCCUGGCCGGGGACAGCCGCGCCAGUGAGGUCCCCGGCCUGACGGCCCUGCACACGCUGUGGCUGCGCGAGCACAACCGCCUGGCCGCGGCCUUCAAGGCCCUCAACGCGCACUGGAGCGCGGACACCGCCUACCAGGAGGCGCGCAAGGUGGUGGGCGCUCUGCACCAGAUCAUCACCCUGCGGGAUUACAUCCCCAAAAUCCUGGGCACCGAGGCCUUUGGGCAGCACGUGGGCCCUUACCAGGGCUACGACCCCGCCGUGGACCCCACUGUGUCCAACGUGUUCUCCACGGCCGCCUUCCGCUUCGGCCACGCCACGAUCCACCCGCUGGUGCGGAGGCUGGACGCACGAUUCCAGGAACACCCAGGGUCCCACCUGCCCCUGCGGGCUGCCUUCUUCCAGCCCUGGAGGCUCCUGCGAGAAGGCGGUGUGGACCCCGUCCUGAGGGGCCUGCUGGCCAGACCAGCCAAGCUGCAGGUGCAGGACCAGCUGAUGAACGAGGAGCUCACAGAGAGGCUCUUCGUGCUGUCGAACUCGGGGACCUUGGACCUGGCCUCCAUCAACCUGCAGAGGGGCCGGGACCACGGCCUUCCAGGUUACAACGAGUGGAGAGAAUUCUGCGGCCUGUCCAGACUCGAGACCUGGGCCGACCUGAGUGCUGCCACCGCCAACGGGCGUGUGGCCGACAGGAUCCUGGGCCUGUACCAGCAUCCGGAUAACAUUGACGUCUGGCUGGGCGGCUUGGCCGAGAGCUUCCUCCCUGGGGCACGGACCGGCCCGCUGUUCGCCUGCAUCAUCGGAAAGCAGAUGAGGGCCCUGAGGGACGGCGACCGGUUCUGGUGGGAGAACCCGGGGGUGUUCACAGAAGCCCAGAGGCGCGAGCUGAGCCGGCACUCUAUGUCCCGCGUCAUCUGCGACAACAGCGGCCUGUCCCACGUGCCCCUUGACGCUUUCCGGGUGGGCCAGUGGCCCCAGGAGUUCGAGCCGUGUGCCAGCAUCCAGGGCAUGGACCUGGGCGCGUGGAGGGAGGCCCCUCCUCCAGGGGACGCGUGUGGCUUCCCGGACCCAGUGGAAGACGGGGGCUUCCUGCUCUGUGAGGAGCGCGGCCAGCGCGUGCUGGUGUUUUCCUGUCGUCACGGGUUCCGGCUCCGAGGACCAGCGCAGAUCACCUGCACCCCCCGAGGGUGGGACUCCCCGCCCCCCCUCUGUAAAGACAUCAAUGAGUGUGAAGACGAGACGGACCCUCCCUGCCACGCGUCUGCCCGGUGCAAGAACACCAAGGGUGGCGUCCUGUGCGAGUGCUCGGACCCUCUCGUGCUCGGGGAGGACGGCAGGACCUGCAUGGAUGCCGGGAGGCUCCCGCGGGCGUCUGUGGUCUCCAUCGCGCUGGGCGCCGUGCUCGUCUGCGGCCUGGCAGGCCUCGCCUGGACGGUGGUUUGCAGGUGGACACACGCGGAUGCCAGGCCCUUGCUGCCCGUCGGGGAGGGAGAAGGAGAUGGGAAAAGCCCCUCCCCGCCGCUGCCGGGAUGCGGGAACCGCCGGGAUGUGGGCGCUGCUCCUGCUCUGGAGGUGGAGCAGGACCUGAGCUGUGGAUCCCGAGUCCUCUGCGAGUAGGAACCAGCCUGUGUGCCACAUGUGCUGCCCGCAGGGUCAGAAUCAGAUGCCACCCGCGUGCGUUCCUUUCACAGGCCAGGGAGCAGUGGGAGGGACGAUCAGGGCAUCCAGACAAGCUGGCAGAAUAAACCCUGCCUCCUCGCCA
Messenger RNA from Phacochoerus africanus (Common warthog), 3256 nucleotides. RefSeq names its product thyroid peroxidase (gene TPO). Gene Ontology annotation, molecular function: calcium ion binding; heme binding; iodide peroxidase activity. Gene Ontology annotation, biological process: response to oxidative stress; thyroid hormone generation. The record is from RefSeq and is a predicted model, not a curated record. The transcript is spliced from 16 exons. The coding region runs from base 331 to 3111 and encodes 926 amino acids. NCBI's taxonomy places the organism in Eukaryota, Metazoa, Chordata, Mammalia, Artiodactyla, Suidae. Gene Ontology annotation, cellular component: membrane.